Messenger RNA from Argiope bruennichi, 2428 nucleotides. Its product is annotated as protein FAM43A-like. The transcript is spliced from 2 exons. Bases 309 to 1259 code for a protein of 316 amino acids. The record is from RefSeq and is a predicted model, not a curated record. NCBI's taxonomy places the organism in Eukaryota, Metazoa, Arthropoda, Arachnida, Araneae, Araneidae.
UAGUAGAAGAAUCAUUUUCAGUUUGUAUAUCGAGCGAACCAGACGUGCAUUUGUUGUUCUCUCGCAUUAUUGUGUAUUUUGAUCUUACAAAACCAAACAAUCCAGUUGAAUAUAAACAAACAGACAGCAUCUAAUCCAACCAAGUGAAAGAUUUUGAUAAAAUAAAGUUAUAACAAAAGCAGAUUUGAAAGAGAAAGGCAAUCGUUAACUGUCAUACGGCACCGCUAGAAAGCGUGAAUCGUCGUUCCCCGUCUUUUCUAACGGUCGUGGAUAAGAAAACGAAGCUGACGGCUAAACCUGAGGGGUGCAUGCCCUGUUCUCUCCCUAUUGAAAAUAUACGAAAACAACUUGAAUCUUUCAUGUUUACUAUGCCAGUUAGUAUAUCGUUACCAACCAAGUCCAGUCUGAAAUUCUGGAAAAAGCGAUCAGUCAGCAUUACUGAUUACGAUCCAACCUAUAAGGUACUGUACUUGGGGAAUAUCAUCACCCCAUAUGCUAAGGGUGAAGGAUGCACUGACAAGCCCUUGGCUACCUUAUGGAAGGCUUACACCAGCAAUCCCGCUAAAGUCCAAACACCUAUGGAACUGACCGUAUGCAGCUCGGGCAUCAAAGCUGUGACCAAGAAUUUCGGGGUGACUGAAUACUGGGCGUACAGGAUCACGUACUGUGGGGCCCCUGCCGAAUAUCCUGGACUAUUCUGUUGGAUCUACCGACAUGAGCGCCCCAAGAUGAAACAGGAACUGAGGUGCCACGCCGCCCUGUGUAUCAAGCCGGAGCAGGCGAAAGAGUUGACAGUGCAGCUGAAAGAUAGGCUAGCCCUCGCUUUGCAGGAGUUUCGAAGAGAGAAGUUAACCAGACAAAAAGCGAGGCUGUCUCUUGCUAAUGCAGUGUACGACUGUCCAUCAAUGCCCAGGAGAAAACUGUUGCUUUACAGAGGAUCCAUGAACUUCCGACCACCCAUAGAGAUGUCCAAAAUCGCCCCGAAAUUGGGCGUCAUCGAUGAGGACGAUCUUGAGGACGAACUCUAUGAACUGGAAUUUGGAACUCCUCCCAGCGAAGAUGACCUCUAUAUGUGCAGCUCAGAAGCAUCCUCUUUGUCAUCGUCUCCAGAAGAAGAGGACCUCUUCUCUCGAUUCCAUAUGCUAAUGCCCAGGAGACACUUGAAUUCGAAUGGGGAGGAAUCCUCUUGUUCGGAAGAAGACCUCUAUUCCGAAGACGCCAGAAGUACAACAUCUGACGAUAUACCUCUCAUAUCAUGAUCUCGGACUGGAGGACAUGAACAUAACGCUCCUUUUUUGAAAGCCAGUGGUUAACUUAUUUCUUUGGACUUAAUCAAUGCAGCAAAGAUGCCAAAGUUUUUAAGUUUAUUAUACUUUUUUAAUUUUGUAAAUACGAUAUAUAUUUAUUUAAGUUAAUGUUUUACCAAUACCAAAUAGAAAUUGUCUUCCUACAGCCGCCAAUUACAUGGUAUAUGUUCCAGAAUUAUGUUUGACUACAUUCUUCUAUGUAAUUCCAAUGUUGACGCUGGCCUCAAAUCCUUAUCUUGUGCGAAGAGCUCGAAUCGAACAUUCUCGUAUGUUUUGUCCGGAUAUUUGCCAACUGAACAUUCUCAAAGCAUUCUUCAUGACAUUUUAAGCAUCUUAUUCAUGUUAUACAGAAUAAAGAUUUCUUCUGUAAAUCCCCCCCCCCAUUUUUUGUUUAAUUAGAUUUAAUUAACUUUUAAAAAAAUGAAACUGAGUGGUGCUGAAAAAUUUUCAAUGAUACAGAGAUAAGACUUUUUUGAAUGUUGUAAUUGCUAGUUCAUAUGAUAUAUCGAAUUUUAUUGUUAAAAUAUUUAAGAAGCUGUUUUGACUGAGACAAAUGAAACGUUUCCUAUUUUCAUCAAUUUAUAAAUAUGUUCCAAAUAUUUUUACAAGUUUAACUUAGAAUAUUCAUCCUUUGCUAACUGGAUUUUCUCCAGAAAGUUUUGGAUAAUGCUCACUAUACCAAAAGUUUGAUAUAAUGAUAUAUAUUAUCAAAUAUUUAUUUAUUAGAGUAAUGGAUCUGUAUUUGCUAGGGUAUUAUUUUAAAUAAUCUUAAUUUUGUCUUUAUUUUUCCUGUUUUCUGAUGAAUUGCCUGAAAGUUAGAACUUAAUUUUUUUUUUCUCCAUAUAUCGAUUCUGAUUGUUUAAAACUAUUUUGGAUUUCAAAGCAAUGUCGAUUGCACUAGUCUUUAAGUUGUCUUUAUUUUGCUGUGUGAAGUGCUUAGUAAUUUAUUUGCUGUGUUCAGUCUUCCUAUGAGACUAGUCUAGAAGCGCCAUAACACCAUUGUUUCAUAUUUUCAUUGAUUCAUACCGAGUGUGAUACAGAAGAAUUAUGUAAAUAUGUAUAGAUUUAUUUGUAAAUAUUGUUGUUGUUUGUGUGAAUAAAUGUUUGUUUUGUUGUAGUUA